AUGGGGCGAAAGAAGAUACAGAUCACCAGGAUCAUGGAUGAGAGGAACAGGCAGGUGAGUGUCGGACACAGACUCUACAAUACAAGGACGCAGUCUCAGUGAUGCAAACCAUUUGUUUCUGAAGGGAAAUUUUGAAGCCCGUCAGCGGCUGUUGCCAUAUUGAAUAUGCUGACUCAACCCAACAUUCAUUGCACCAUCUACGAGGCAAAGAGGCGGAGUCAAAGUAGAUUUUUAACCUCCACACAUGUCAGUCAAAUCAGCCAUGCCUCAUUACUGUAUUAUCUUUGAAAUAAAGGAAUUAUAGUCAAGCUCAUACCCUGCACAGUGAUAAGGAGAGAGAAAUGAGCUAUCUAAACUAUAAUAGUUUAUUGACCUAGGCUGUAAAUUUGUUUAUUUUUGCAAUAAAAAAUGUUCUAUUUUGAAUGAGUGUGUAUGUGGUUUCCACUCCUUUUUCAGCCAACCUCAAGUGGGCAACGUUAAAACUGCAGUUUUUAGCCUUUCUGGAUCAGCUUCCUUUUUUCAAAACCAAGUGUUGCCGCUUGGUGUCAGAUAGUUAUCCAUCAAUCUGUCACUGAGUGUGUGUAUCUAAAUGGUUAGAGUGCUAGGUAGCUAAAUGGUCAGCUUGAUAGAUUGCUGUCCACCUGUCUAGCAUAUGCUGUCUCUCUCCUUGCUAGCUUGCUGUUCACGUAUCUAAAGCCUGUAGCCUUUGUUUUUCCAGUGUAAACAGUUGUAGUAAAAUACAUCAAACUGUGUUCAAAGAAAUGAUCCAAAAAGGUUUUAUCUUAAGAGAUUCUCCUGUACUCAUUUUUGUUUGUAACCCUCAGACAGGUGGAGACAGGACUGAUUUAUCAGUCUUCUUCUGUUUUCUUCUCUGCCUUGCUAGAGUUCAGCAGCUGUCAUGGUGUGCAUGGAUCUAAACAGACAUACCUCCCUCCCCAAUGUCCCUGCCAGCUGAACAGGGACCAUGACAUUUCUUUGUCAGUGCGGUCAUAUUUACAGACAUGAUUCCCCUGCCACCCUGCAAUUUCAGCCAGAGAAGUUGAUGAGGCAGCAGGAGCUCUGGGCUGCAGCGGGGGCCUCAUGGCGUGGGAGUGCGCCGAGGGUAGUGAGGAGCACAGCGGGCUGCCUGUGGCCUCCCCACACUGCAGGGCUUGUCCCCUGGCCUGGCAGUAUGGCUGGGCCCCUUUUGCUGUAACCCUAUGUGUUUGCAGCUGUUUGGUAGUAAUUAGACGCAGCCACUGUACCACAGCACCCUUUCAUUUGCAGGGUGGGUCAGCAGGACACACAGCACCCUUCUCUGCUUUGGCUACACUAGUCCCAGCUAGCCGCAGAGAGGGAAAGAGCUGGAAUUCACUGUGUCUGCUCAUGUCAAAUAUAAACUCCUAAACAGCAAAACACUUUCAAAACAGCCUGGAUCUGUCAGAAACAAGAAUAACAGGCUGGAGUAUAUUUAGAGAAGGAUGGUUUUUGUCCGACUCUGUUAGCUACGCUACCUUUAGUUCAAAGCUAAGUUGAGGAAGCUUAAUUCAUAUCCACUCAUAAGAAUGCAUUUCCCACAGCCAAGGCCAACCCUAAAGCCAUUUUUUAACACCCCCUCAAAAUGUCACUUAGAUCUCUCCACAGGUGGAGCAACAAAGAAAGUAAUGGUAGAGGUAUUAGCAGUGGCAAAUCUGUACACUGUGUGCGCCUGUAACUGUGAGGCUCGCAAUUCAGCUGAGUGCAAAACAGAAAUCAACACUGUGGGCCAAUUAUCAGUGUAACACCUGGCUCUGGUCGGGAUCCAAACAGAAGGGCAGUAGAGAAAUCUCACUGCUGUAUCCUCACUGCCAGCAAAGACCUGUGGCAUGUAGGGAAAUAGAAAAUUACGUGAAAACAGGUUGUCAACUGUUGGCCCGGUGUUGAACUUAACUCCACAUGUGACUCACUUUUUAUUCUGCUUAUAUGAGGAGGCCUAGGGAAUACAUUUUUCUGUAUUCUAUCGCAAAACUAUGGAGCUUAGAUGUUGUUUUUAUUAAUGUGUCUCCCAAAGCGGACUUUUUGCAUCAGAUUCUAUUCUACAUUUCUGGCAGUUUAAUUUGUGAGAAAGUUUAUCAGCAGAGCACAGGCUUUUCCUCUCGCAUUUAAUUGGUUAUAGCUGGCUCAGCAGUGGAUCCGCUCCGACGAUAGGCCACCAUGCUAAAACACAGCUUUGGUGUAAAGUGAUGUAUGCUUAUGUGUCUUUCUCUCUCUUUUUUUUUCCUGGGCCAUGAAGCGCACAGCGCCAUCACUCCCUGGGGCGCGCUCCUAACCUAGGGGAAUAGCCAUUAGCAUAUGUCUCUGCUGUCGGGAGACAAUUUGAAUCUUUAUCUAUGCCGCUCUGCUGCUAGCUAUCAUAGCAUUAAAAUGAAAGGAGUCCUUAAGUGGGCUAAUUAGAUAGAAUUGCUACACAGGAUGUUGUGUGGGGACGGCUGGGGCUCCCUUGCAUUAUCACUACAAGUGCUUUAGGAGAGCUGUUAACCUUUUUGGAUUUAUAACGCAGCGCGCGCCAAAGGCCAAGGAGGUCUGUAAUUGCACAAUCCAUCAGGAAUUGUGAGUGCCAAGUUGAAACAGGCAGUGAACUUUGCAGAGUUUUUAUUGUAUUUAAUUUUUUAGUUUGUUUGUUACUCAUCGUGUCAUGACAUGUUUUCAUCGUUUAGCAUUACGAAGCGCAUGAUGCAAAACCAUCAAGCUGUUUUCACAUACAUCGUCUUUUAGUGCAGCUCUAUACCCGAAACCAAAGUACGUGUGUUUCUGCUGUGUAAAGGGUGUACAGAAUGAGACAUGAAAGCAGUGGAGGUCCUGUCAUGCAUAUUGUAGGACAGUAAAGCAAGUUCCCCAGCGAUACCCUGCAUAAGUGAUGAUGGUCCUGGGACAGAGCAGCACAGUCAUGUAGCAGACUGACACACUGAUUGCAAAUGGAUGCUAGGUGAAAACCAGGCGUUAGCACAGUCUGGCUGAUUUGUCUUCAUCUAAAGCCUUCACUAAAAUUAAACCUACGAUGGAGUAUUAGGGCCACAUUAAGUAAAGAAAAAAACAUUGUGACAUUGAAAUUAAAGUUGUUACCUUACAAGAAUAAAGUAAGUACCUACAAGAAUAAAGUUGUAAUAAAAUCAUUACUUACGAGAAUAAAGUUGUAAUAAAGUCAUUACUUACAAGAAUAAAGUCGUACUGAAAUCAUUACCUACGAGAAUAAAGUCCUCAUAUUCUAACCUGUUGUUUGAGAUGAUAGUUGUUGAAUUGAGAGCCGUGGAGCAUUUUGUGAAAAUGUACUUCAAUAUAGGUUUCUCAAACAAGGAGAUAUUUAAUUCUUUGGCAUAUCAAUACCACAUUAUCAUUAGUAGCCUAUCAUAAUGAUUUUGAUACAACUUUAUUCUUGUAAGUAGUGAAUCUAGUACAACUUUAUUCACGUAAGUAAUGAUUUUAGUACAACUUUAUUCUCAUUAGUAAUGACUUAUUCUCGUAAAUUAAUGACUUAAAUCUCGAUGUCUUAAAUUUUUUUUUCUUAUACUCUAAUACUCCGUCAUGAAUACUUACCUGUGCACAGAAUCAAAAAUUGAUUCUCAAGCUGUAUCUUGUGUAACUUUUUUUUUUAAUCUGUCACCACAUGCAGAUUAAUAUAGUGGAAACUAAAUUCAAAACCGCAGGAGUAUUCAAUUGAAUCAACUGCUUUAAAACUACAAAAGGAGUUCAAUUAACAACCAACCUUUUCCAAUUUUUGGAGUCUUUUUUACUUCUAGGAGGAGCUGGUCUGUUGUGCACAGAUUUAGCAGGAGUGUGAUGGUGAAGACAGAAGCGGACACAUUAGUCCUGUAUGUCAGCGUAUAAAGCAGCUGGUGAAACCCAGUAGGCAGUGUCUGGUGACGUCCUCUGGAUGCCAUUAAGCAAGCUCACUGGGGGUAAUUGCCCAAGUCAUUAAAAGUUUGAUGAUUUUGCUGCUGGGUGGAGGGUUGCCUGCCCUUGCUGUGGCUCAUUUUGGGUUUUUUAGCUCUGGUGCUCGAGUUGCCUGUAGGCACGGAGGAGCUUUCUGUCUCACUUUCUCUCCAGGGAGCAACACCUCCCAUAAUUCAGCCUUCACCCGUUGCUGAAGUUCUGAGUGGCUGUCAUUAUUUUUUGGACAGGUAAAGAGCUCGUUGAUUGACCAUGAACAGAACAGAGGAACAGUGUUCAGUGUGACAGGAAGUCACGUUGUUCAAGAUGACAUGUAGUUUCCAUGAAACUGUGCUGAAGCAGCAAAUCACAAAGUUGGGUGAUUGGGAUUGACACUUUGUGUUACAGGAAGAGAGUUUAGUGUUAUGGUUCCCUAAAAGGCUUGUGCUUUUUGAAAAGUUAUAACUAUUUAAAGUUCUAUCAACACUGCAGACAUUUUUGAAUUAGUUUUCCUCUAAUUGUCCAUAGAUUGGGUUGUUCUUGUUAUUGAAAACAGAGAGUUUUAUGGAGAUGCACAUUUCUUUUGCUAACUGGCAUGUCGCUCUCUUCACUAAACAGGAUCAGUCACGGCUACUCUAGGUUUCAAGGUCAACCCCACUCAGUGGAUGAGGCCUUUGCUCCGUCAGUUGUCCAAAUAGGGAUCCUGGGGCUGUCCUCUCUCCCAGUGAGAGCUGAUCUGCACAGACAGUCGCGCUGGCCUCGGCCUGUCUCCCAGGCUCGCACUCUCUGGCACCACAUAGCCAGGGCAGCAGCCACAGGGCCUGGGUCACUCUGCCAGCUGGUGCCAGACCUCAGUUACUCUGCAUCCCGCACUCUUGUCUGCCAUGGGGGUCGUCUGAGGUGACAUGAGGUUCUAAUAAGGCCGCCAGCUCCUCACCCCUCUGAAGGUGUUAGUGACUCAGGCGUCUCCUGCCAUGAAGCAGUCACAGCUGCACUCUGAGUCCCAGAUGUCUUGUUUGUCAUCUUGGCACCUCUGCCUGUGGAUAGACAUUGAUAGACCUCGUGAUUGACACUUCUGCUCUGUGUGGUAGUUGAAGAUGAGGUUUGCUGUGGCGAGUUAUUCUGUAGUUUUCUGAGGUAGAGAAUCUCUGGUGGAAGAGGAAAAUGACAAAGGAAAUAAUACCUACGAAUAACAGACACAGGAUGUUACGUUUUUUUUGUUAAUUCCUGAGAAUCAAGAUUUCUAUACUUUACCUGAAAUGCGUUGACAUUUACAACCGUCUACGCUGCAGCAUCUCUCUGAUGUCUUGAUUGAGAAAACCAAGUCCGUAGCUUUAAAGAAAAAAAAAACUGAGCUGAAUCACCAAGCUCAAUUAAAGCUCAGUAAAACAGGUAACGGUGGUGAGGCCCCUGAGAAGAAGUUGGGAGUGCAGAAAGUGUGAAUUGAGAGCGGAAUAGCAGCCUCAUUUUGACAUUGUGAGUGCUUCUUAAAGGUCAGGCUUUCAGCAUGGCAGAGUCUGAAUGAAAUCCUGGUUUAGUCACUGAUGUAUCUGGUAUUGUAUGAGCUGUUAUGAUGACCUUAUCAAAAGCAGAGAAAGUUGCAAACACUUCACUUUAUUGGGAGUGAUGUAACUCUCUUUAUAUUUGCCCUUACAUUUGAUUUUUAAGUACAACUGUGUGGCAUUCUUGAACGGUAUAACACAUCUUAACAAAACGGACUCUUAUCCCGUCAUUUUGAAAGGCAUGAAUUAGUCAUGGACCCGGAGAGCUUCAUCUUUCUAUAGGAAGGACUGAAAUUUUUGAGAUCACACUGUCUCUUUGUGGGAGUCUUUGACACGAUGAACCAUAGUGUGGCUCUGCCAGUGAACCUCCCACUUGACCUUGAGGAUGUCUGUGGUUUUCCACAGUCUCACCAUCACCCAAAGAAGAUAUGUCUGUAUAUGUAGGUCUUUAUGCUCAGACAUGUUUUGUGGCAUGACUUCUCAAGUGAACUAAGCUGAACUAUUUAAAUCUGUAAAAUGGAGAUGAAUAGGGCAAAUGUCAAAAAAUAGCUUUCCUUUAAAAUGUUCAAAACCGUACAAGAACAGAUGAGUAAUGCAGUCGUCAGCUAGCUAUCAUAGAGAUGUGUUCUGGGGCCGGGGCGAGGACCAGGUCUCAGUGCUGCAGCUGAGGUUGAAAUGAAGUGGUGGCUGGGUCAGCAGCUCUGCACUCAGCACUCUGCCAUGCAUCCAGGUGGAACAAAGUCCUCGCUCAGCGUCUCAUCCUGGGCUUCCUGCUGAAAGGUGACAUCUCCAUGGCUUAACAGCCACAUUCAUCUGCUAAAGAGCAUACAAUUUGUUAAUCAUUUCCCCACAUGACAGUCCCUACUUUCCAGUUGGUUAGGCAAACAAACAAAUAUGUAAGCAGGUGAAUAAGGGAAUAGUCUGCUUUGGUGUUCAGCCACAGGGGACAAACAUAGGCUGGUUAGACAUGCUGUUGAACCAAAAGGGGGAAGGAACAGACCUAAAACUCGUCAAAUUAUAUUACAUUGCUUAAAAUCCACCAAGGAGAACACACACAAAACCACACAAUGCUUUAAUUGUGUUAAUUCAAAAGCUUCAUGUCUGUGAAAGCAUUCAUUUUAGUCAGUCUCUCUUGUGUUUAAAUCUGUCAUUUCAAGAAAGUCGGCUCAGAUUUUGGUUUGUCCUCUCAGCUCUGGUAACAUCAUUGUAUUGAAUAUGAAAUGACAGGGGGCAGGCUCCUUCGUGUCUACAGUAGGGAUAACGGCUCUGUGUAAUAAUUACCUGUAGUGUGAAAGAUCUGAAAUUCAUUUAUCACAGCUGGAGUGACCCCACUGCCUCAGCAGUUCCAUAGACACUGUGCAACAUGUAGGAUUAUACUGCAUUAUACCAGUUAAAAUGAGGAUAUAGCCGCAAGCUGUGACCAAUUAAAGUUGAACAAAGCCAGCUCAUCUGCUCAACUCCUCUCUUAGUAGGUCAGUGAAACUGAUGAAGAAUACAGGCACAUGCACUCCUCUGUGGCUCUGAGCACAGCUUUGACUUGUAGCCACACUGUGUAACACACACAUGCACACACACACAUACGCACUUAAGGACAACAUAAAUCUGGAACCACGCUUUGAAAUACACAUAUUGUAAAACUAUUUCUGCAAACAAUCAUUAGGAAGCCAAAGAAGAAAACACCUUUAUUUCUGUCCUCCCUUCCUGUGACUGAUGUUUUCAGCUUUGAGAAAUGACUGUUGUGUGUACUGUAAAGAGGUGGUGUAACAUAAUGACAUGUGUGUAUGAGUCUGAAACAACCACAGAGACAGAGCUGCAGUGAGACGGGACAGAAAGUCACUUUGCAGCGAGAGUUGCGUUACCAUCCAAGUGAUGUAUGACCCCAACUCCCAUCUGAGGGCUCACGUUACAAGGCUUAUGCUGCACUACACAGAUAGCUUUCCCUAUAUGGAGUCAGGGGCUACAGUAAUGUAUGGACCCCUGUUGUUGCCAAAGCACUGACUCAGCUGGCUGACUCGUGCCUUUGACCCUGACCUCCGUUCUGAUAACUAGACAUUUCAGACGUGCGCAGUGUCAUUGCAAUCAUUCCUAAAGGAGCAAUGAUCUUGUUAUCUUUCAUCCUGUUUGUAGUAACUUUGUUGUAAAAUAAUGUGACUGUAAAUCCUGCCCCCCCCCACACACUUUACCUACACUGGACCCAACAGAGAAGUGUUUUAUUUCCAUGUAUUCUGCAUUUAAAACUAAACUAAGAACAAAAAGGGUUUUCUAGCAUCAACAGAGCCACUUACCCCAAAAAGUGUAACUGUGUGGUGUUACUGUAUUCUUGGUGUCCUUAACUUCCUCAGUAACAGUAAGAUAUUGUUUUUUUUAAUACUAGAUUAGCUCUACAUUUAUGUGUCAGAUGUAGAUUUUUAUUUUCCACUUUAUGCAAUGUGAAUGUUUCUAUUCUGUCACUUUGAAUGAAGCAGUUUUCCUGUUAAUAGUUUUGUUGUCCGUCUCCCUCAGGUUACCUUCACCAAGAGGAAGUUUGGCCUGAUGAAAAAGGCCUACGAGCUGAGCGUACUGUGUGACUGUGAGAUAGCCCUCAUCAUUUUCAACAGCUCUAACAAACUGUUCCAGUACGCCAGCACAGACAUGGACAAAGUGUUGCUGAAAUACACAGAGUACAACGAACCCCAUGAGAGCAGAACCAAUUCUGACAUUGUAGAGGUGAGUGAAUGCCGCUUCCUUAUAAUGUGAUGAAAAAUUUCUUCCACAUUGGGCAUUUUUUUCCUCAUUAUUUCAGAUCAAGUAUUGCCUCUCCCCUGAGCGGUUGAAGAAAAACCAUGUUUAAAAUGUACUUAAGUAGGGGAUUUGCAUAAAAUAUACUUAUUCUAAUAUUUGUUCUGGGGUAAUAUAGGCUUUACAGUUUUGUAGAUUCCUCGAGGUUAAAGCUUCAAACAAACAACAAUGAGAAAUAAGUAACAGUUUCCUUCUCGUCACCACGCAGAUAGGGCACGGGAGGUCUGCACUCCCUGAUAAGUUCAGCUUCACUUCUGCCCGUCAACUGACGUGGAAAACCUAUCUCUGCACACACUAGCUGCUGACCACCAGUGCCGCCUGUGUUUCCCAUAGAUACUGUACCUGUAGGGCUCAGUGCUCUUGCUGCUCCUCAUCACAGACCAUCAGCUCCACUGUUGGCACAGUUGAAAUACAGUGUUUAGUACAUUCCAUACCGCUCUAUAAAACUCAACAAGCACUUGGCUUUCUUGGCAGCCUGUGCAUGCCCGACAACUAGCGGAAGAGUAAGCCACUUGUUAUGCCAGUAUACAAAAACUGUGAGCCAAGAGUGAAAAGCCAAAGUAAAUGAGAAUGAUUGGGGAGACAUUCGGUUCCAAACCUCUUUCACUGGCUCUCUUGUGGUUUCAGUGCCUUUUCAAGAUCUGCUCUUAGUGCCUGGUAUCUUCUUUGUGAGUAAAUGAAAGCAUAUACAAUGUAUGUUAAUGCCUUUUAAAAGCCUUCUUAUAAUCUUGAGUCUAGUUCCCAUUCAUUUUUUAUUGGUAUAAUUCAGAAUAUACUUUAUUCAAUCUGAGGUACUUCUAAUGAACACUGCACACUAACAAAUCACAAUGCUUUCCACCUGCCCGCUGAAACAUACAUUUUAUCACUGCUGCUCAAUUAGAGGACAUCGAGCAUUUAAGAGGGGUGAGACUGAACGUUUUUAAGAAUCCUCUGCAUGGGAGAGACUUUCACUUGGAGGAAUUAGCGAAAUUACAUGCAGCAUAAAGGAGUCAGCUGUGGCCCAUUAUCUUUUAUUCAUGCUGCUGCUUGUGAAUUACCUGCUUGGCAGAGCUGCAGAAGAGUGCUCUGGCAUCCAGUAGACUCGUGUAGUCACUUCUCCAUCAGGGGCCCUCCAAACAGAGCAGGGGCUCACCUGCAUGAAAAAUACAUGGACGCUCUCCUUCGUUACGUAAGGAUGACCACAAUUUCUUUUUCCUUUUUAUCUUUAUUUAUUUAUUCAUUUUUGGCUGUGGCUCAGGAAGCUGUCUUAUUUUACACAAGCAAACAUAAUAACAGAAUCAAUUGAGGUUUUCUCCACCUCAGGCUGUUAUGUCAUGAAUACCUUUGCACUAGUUCUGUGCGCCUGCUCAAACCGACAGCAUGGAUCGGAAUAUACAUCGUGCCAAAUGUAGCACCAGUGGUCCCUCGCUGUUUUUCCCAUUUAGCCUUUCUGUGUAGCACUCUCAAGGAAGCUGCCCCUGCUGCACAAAAGGCGAGAACAAGCCGCUGUUGUCCCCGCUCGCUCGGCCAGCAUCUUUGCAGAUAUGCACAAACCCCCCCCCCCCUUUUGCCUGCUGGCUACGUGCGCAAGGUUCAGAAAUGAAGAAGCGGAGCAGAAGUAACCAAGCCGGUCCACUUCACAGCGUCGCCAAACAACCCCGCUGUUCACAUGAUGAGUAGAGAGCUAGUAUCAGAGGUGAUUUGUAAUUGGUAAAAGAUUUGAUACAACACGAUCAAACUCUUGGAGAAAUCUGCUCAAUUAAGCAACAGAGGAUCUGUACACUAAAUGAAGAAGCUGAUGGAUUUACAUUGACGGAGAGAAUCCAACCCAUCCCCUACCAAUCAAGUGAAAUGGGUCCCACAUGAGGACACUUACCAUGGACACUUAUCUAAGUUAUUAAAUUGUGUUAAACCAAUCUUUGCCCUGCAAACAAUCAUGUGCUUAUUUGUUCACUUUGAGAGGCUAGAAAAACCCUCUCUUACUUUUCGUUGGGAAGCUCUUUCCGUGUGAGGUACUAAAUCAAAGGUCACAUUCCUUCUCAGUGGUACCAUCUGUAGAUAAAGGCCGAGCUGUGUAGUGUGGGAGAACAGUCUCCAUGUUUUCCACAGAUGGAUGCAUGCCUGGUCCACAGUUUGAUAACCCAGUGGAGGGCUGUGGACUUUGUCUCAAACUUGGCUCACAGUCCAAAGCCGAGCAGUGAGCGCCGAUAUUUCAGUUGCCAUGUGUGUUUGAGCAUGUUUGCAUUUGUUGAUGGUCUUAAUCCUUACAGAGCGUCAACCAGCAGGUGGCCUGCUGUACGAAAUCACCAUUUUUUUAUGCAUGACACAAAAUGCUCCCCUUUUUUGUUUCAUUCUGAACACUACGAGGAGGGAAGUCAUUUUUAAUCAGUUUCACAAAGAGAAAAUUUGCAGGGCUCAUUCUUGUGGCCUGUUGAACAGAAUUAAGCAUUUUUUUUAUUUCUACUGAAGCUAGUCUGGCUUCUUCUAUGUAAAAAAAAAACUUUUAAGGCCACCUUCGCAUUACUCAAUUUAGCAGUUAUGCAGAAAAUUACAUACAAGUAUUUUUCCUCGUGCGUCUGCAGUGUGCAGCCUUUCUCGAGAUCAAACUCAUCAGCACGCAGUAAUUUCUGCUCAAUGUAAUUGUGGUUUCUAAUAUGUUCGUGUUAUUGCAGACCAAACAGAGUGCUCAUGACUGAAGGUUUCAUGGUGUUGUUCCUAUUGUGCUUGGUAUUGAAUUCUGUUUAUACCACAAAUGAAAAUGCUGCUGUUAGUCAUUAGAUUAAUCUAAUAAUAUUUACUCUUCCUCCACUCUCUGCUAGUGCAGCUAAUGAGAUUUCGCUCAUGCUCCUCCAUAACCUCACACCAUACCCCAGCACACAGAAACAUCACUGUGUCUCCAGGAAAAACCUUUAAAUCAUGGACUAACUUCAUGGGUAUCAUCUGGCAUUUAUGUGUCCUCUCUAAAAGCAAUUCAAAACAAUUUAGGUAUAAGGUUGAGAUUAAGAGUAAUCAUGUUUACAGGCACACAAAAUUGGCAUUAAGUCAACACUUAAAUCUUAAUAGAAUCAGGACGGCGAUUUGUCUUUAACCUAGUUUCAAGAUGUGAUUUGAGUGAAAACCUCUCCUUGUAAAUGUAAAAACUAGACUGCAUAAUUGGCAAAGCUUUGCUUUUUCACUGCUCCUCUUUAAAGGUCUUUUACCCUGAUGAUUUGUGGGAGUAAACACACAGCCAUCAUUCAUAGGGAAAUGCUGCUUAUCUUCCUCAUAAAGAAGAGAGGAAGCCAUUGUUAAUGGGACUUAGUAAAAAAGGGCUGUUUAUUCUCUAUUUGUGAAGGGCCACUUCAGCGAGAGAAGACGGGCAUAAUUUAUCAGCUAAUUUCCAUUAAGUUUUAUUUCAUGAUCACUAUCAGCUAUUGUUAUCGAUUAGGCAGCAUUAGUCAUUCAAUAAGAUAUGAAAAUUCUGACCAUUACUGAAUGCCAAGCCAUGAGACUGACCUUUGCCGGUUUUAUUGUGACAAAAGCUUUUCUCCCAAUCAAAGAAUUUGUUUUCCACCAUGUCCCAUUUUCUGGAUCUUUGUUAAACCAAGCAAGAGGGUCACUGCAUUAAGGCUUGUAAGAAAGGUAGCGCUACUCUUCGAGGAAUUAAACCUUGCAGUGUUUUGGGCUGAAUGGGCACCAGUAGUUUCAAACAGGGGAUGUUUAUGUUGUCAAUCAAAGACCGAGCAGUGAUUAAGACUCAUUUCUUUCUUAAUGAAUGCAAAUUGGCACAUCUGCUAUGGUGGGCUUGCUGUCCAGACUCUUCAAUUAGCAUGAUUGAUCAAUUAUCCUCCUGCUGGUGGCUCACUGGAAAUGGAGAUGAGGAAAGAGUGGGGGGACUAAGGGCUGGAGGAGAGAUGAAAGAGCAUGAGAAAAAAAAAGGGAAAAAGAAACUCCCCUUAAGCUACACUCAUUAUAUCAAUUGUACAGUUUAACAAAAAAAAGAGAGAAUUUUACUUUACUCUUUUAACAAACCCAAGUCCGGCCAAUGUGACACUAAAUAAUGCAGCUGAUACUACCCAGAUCAAAACAAUGCGAAGAUAUAUGACUUUAUAGAAGUGCUCAAUAUGUCAUUUGUUGAAUUCUUGUGAUUUCCUCCCCCAUUGCUAUAUGUCAAAAAUACAAUUGCAUGUAAGAUCCGCGUCUGAUUUUCCUUCAGUAGAUUUUCUGAAGAGAUAUUCCUGUGAGACAUGGGCCUCAGCCACACGGGUAUUUACACGCUCUGUGAUUUUAAACUCUGAAGUCUCUCUUGUUUGUCGUUGUGCGCAGAUUGUUUGUGUUUGUGUUUAACAGUAGGCUCAUUUUCUUGAAGCACACUGGUGAAAACUACUGAGAGUAGUAGAGGCGUAAAAGUGACGCAGAAGUAUAGAGGGAUGUCCAUUGAGACUCUGACUGGGAAACCAAUCAACUGACGCAAAUACCAAGUUUUCUUGUGUAAUAGGCAGUAUCCCAGGAGUAAUGUUAAAGAUGAUAAAACAAUAGAUUAAUGACGUAUUACACCUCUGUAAUUGAUUUCUGACAGUAUUGAAUGUUUUUUUAAGCUUUCAAAAACUUUUUAAACAACCGUUUAUGAUUAAAGUUCAUGUAAGUAUUUACAAAGUUUAGAGAAUUGUGUUAUCAGGGUUUAGCUUUCCUCAUCCCCCUUUAACCUAUGACUGUUAGUCUAAUAGAGAGACUAAAAUGAUGAGUUUGAAAGGAAAAAUCAUAUGUUGGCCAGCUCAACUAAAACAUGAAAACUAGCAGGGAGUUUCUCUUGACGUACAAGGAACUGCUUUGGAGAAAAAUAAUCAUUUUAUAUCUAAUUCUGAUUUUCUGAGGAGUGCUUGGCUGGCAUUUUUAAAAACAAAAAGUCCUUAUUUAUGAUCUGGGGAAGAUAGAGCUUCAAAAUACAAUUAUCAUUGUGGUUUGAAAAUGACUUCAUGUCUGACACGUAAAACUGCUCAUUCUUGAAAUUCAUUGUAGUUGACUCUUGGUAAAGGAGGGCAGCCAUGUAAUUGAAAGAACUGCACUCUUUGUAAAUCAACUUUGAAACAAUAUUUGAAGAGUUUAAUUUUUACAAAAUUUGUGAUUUGAACAAGAUGAAAAGUGACAAGUCAGUUGAAUAGAUUAGUGUUUAGAGCAUUUAGGACAAAUCUAACUUGUUAGAAGUUUCCAUACAUGAAACGAGUUGUAGGUUCAGUGGCGCCAUUGUCAACUUUCAGUACACCUUAUAUCCACCUCCACCUCUCCGCCAUUAUCUUUCCACUUCUCUGCUGCAAACAACCUCAUAUUACUAUUUUUUCUUCUGAGUAGUUCACCAAUGAGCUCAUAGCAGCAAUGAUGAGAAAUCCCUUUUAAGCUAAAUCAAAUAUCAUUGCUAUUGACUUAGACUUAUUGAUGUUGAUUUUUCAGGGCUUUUCAAUAUAUGUGAAAUUUUCUGUGGCCCAUUUUUAUUAUUACAUUUAAAAAAGUAUGUGCUCCUCUGCUCUCCUGUGAUUUAUUGAAGUGAUAUUAAAAUUGUUUUCUACAUUGUCAUUCUGACGCACAGCUCUGUAGAUUAUCCUAAGUAAGACGGUCUCAUCUUAAGUAUGAUUCCUUUUAGUCAACCGUAAAAAUGAUGGUUAUGUGCAUCGUUAGUGAUACAGCUUUCAGGAACAGUUUGUUUUAGUUUAAAAGCUAAGCCUGUCAAUCAAUCUGAUGUCCACGGAGAGAGGGAGGGAGGUUAGGAAAUGGCAAAGGCAGUAUCAAUGUGUCUUUGAAAUCUUUCUGUUCCCCUUUUAUUUGGUGCUGAUAUAAAAACACUAUAUCAGAAAGCUACUUCCUAUUUACUGUGUGCACACAGACUGUUGUGUAUACCUGGGAGCAGACGUUUAACCUUUUUGGGCCUGCUGGUCAGCUCCAGGGUUACAUGUGUUUCCAGUCAAAACAAACACAGUCACUGUUCACACUGCAGCAGCUUCUAUUUUCAGAGCAGUGCAGUAGGACAAGUUUAAAAAAAGAAACUCACAUACGUUCAAGUUAAAACAGAAAGAAAGGUUAUCUUUGUUGAUGGCAGGAAUACCGCUGAUAAAGUUAGUCACAGCUUUAAUACAUAGUAUCAACUGUCAAGUCAGCCUCUGUGGGGGCUUUUAGCGGGGCGCUGCAUACUGUAAAACUGCAUGCUGGGAAAUCCCUGGAACAGCAAAAGUAGCCGAGGCCUGUUAAAUCUGCAUUUAUUUGUUUAUUCAAAUAAGUUAAUUGGAAAAUACUGUUUUCUAGAUAAUAUCUUCAUGAUAGUUGUGGUUAGGUAGAUUGUUGUGUGACUGUUGCACCAAAGCCUCGACUUCAGUUUGAUGUCUUGAGGAAACAGCAGUUUGGCCACCACAGAGAUAGGGACUCUCGGUUUAUGUCUCAAGGGAAUUAUAUUUUUAGGUACAGGAUUUAAUCAUAAAUGUUGAUUAAAAUAACAUUUGCACCGCUCCAAAAUCAAGCGUUUACCGAGGUCUCUGAUGAUCAGUGUCCAUGAUUUUUCUAAACACAAGUGUAAGCCACUGAACAUUAACAUUGACAUUAAUAUCACAAAGUUGGUCAACAUCUGCUCUGUUUAAUAAGAGUAACCCAAUUCAGUCUACGUCAUAUUUCCCCUAAAACCUGUUAUGGCUUGUACAUUUACAUCAUUCAUUUGUUGUGACGUUAACUGUGCGGUAAUACCUAAUCACACCGUCUUUCUCAGGCUAAAAAGUAGUCAUGUUAAUCUCAGUUUCAGUGAUUUAUUCAUUUAUCUCUCAUGGAGCAGAGUAGUGAGAGUCGUCUGAAAAGUCUCCUCUCUCCAUGUGAGUGAGACAGUAUUAAUGGUUCUGUUGCGAGCGACAUGCUGGGUUUCAAAGUGCCCCUUUUUGUAGGACAAGGACUCCUUUUCCUCUGGGCUUUUAGUGAAAAAGGGUCACCAGUCCUCUUUUGUAUUUUUCUCAGCGUAAUGAAACAGUUGAGGUAAAUGUUCAUAUUACUCUGUAACAUGUGUCCUUGGUUAUAAAACCAACUUACAGUAUUUGUUACCUGAUGGCUGGUUAAUGGCCAUGAAUUUUAAAUUGUGAAGAUGUUGUCUAAUUACCGACAUCAGAAUAAGCUGUAUUCCAGCUCUUUGUAUAAUUUUUUUUUUCAUGCAGGCACGCUUUAAAUAGUGUUCUUUAGAUUUUUAGAAUGGCUCAGCGUAUGAUUCAAGAUAUCCAGGUUUUAUGUCCAUUUUGCGUCACUUCUGUCAUUGUGUUAUGAUUCUGUGCUCUUCACUGUGCGGUGCUUGUUACCAGGUUAUUGCUAAGAUAUUUUUGCUUUUAGCACAUGCUGUAUGAUCUUGACGUCAGAGCUUUUUUCCAUGCUCACGGCUACAUUGCCAAUGUCUCAUUUGAAACUGAGGAUCUCUUAAGAGAGCAUAUAAUGAAAGGAAACACAACAACAACAAAAGACCACAAGCCAAAGUGCCUCCUUUAUAACAUUAGUUUCCACUGACACUAAUCAGUUUGUACUCCUGGAUCUAAUGGUAGAUAUGCCAAAAUCUGUCACUUCUGAACAUCACAGUUUAUUCACAAAAGACAUGGACAUAUAUAUGUAAUUUAAUUUUUAAUCCAGAUUACUCCCUUCUUUCUUUAUAAGACUGUUUUUCUUAUUUAAGAUCAUUUUAAUAUUAAACUUCUACAGCAAAUUUCUUGAGAUAAGUGCUUGGUUUAUUAGACAAACUACUGUCAAAGAAAGACUAAAGAGGUCAAACGAAUUUGAGCUGGAGUUUAUGGACAUUUUUUAGCUUUUAACUACUGCCUAAAAGAGGGUUAAGAGGUUUAAUCACUUCAUAAACAUUUUUCUUAAUUCUUAAAGGAAAGCCACCAAAACCCUCUUAGACAUGUCAAAUGUUUUCUAGAUCAGACUAGCGGCUAGUAAAAAAGUAAAAAAUGACCGAAUCAAUGAUAGGCUAGUCACUAGCCUAUCAUUGAUUGGGUAAUUUUUUACUUUUUAAUUGAAAAAGUGCUGAAUUGUUUUCAAAUGUGUGCCCCACUGGUUUUUCCUUUUGUUUGACCCACAUGUAAUUGUUGGUAAUUCGAUGAUCUUUAACAUAUAACAUCGGUUGUGUACACCACAUUGAUAAUGUACUGCCCUCUUGUUUGUGACACGCUACUGCUAACAAACAAGCUACAGGUCAUUAACAUUACAGGCAACUUGGUGCCUGUGUCCUCAGAAGUAAUGAAAGCUUAUGUUUACUUAGCAUAUCUUAAAGACCGAGCAAGGUGAUCAGAUAAGCAAAACUAAGGGUUCAUUGAAUAAUUAAUGGGAAGUAAUGAGUGACCCUGAAUUCAUGCGGUUUUCAUACCUUGACUUUUGGGAGUAUUAGGACUUCUUACCAGCCACCUGGUUAUCCUCCUUUUCUUGUUAGUUUCAUUUGGUAAUUCUUACUGUUGCCUAAAUUAUAUUGGGCCCCUUUUUCCAGCCAUUCUUGAAUACACUUUUUUAUUUCAAGUGAUAUACAUAUUUUUUCUUCUUUCAAUCAAAACCACCGCGGCUAAUAAAUCUGGCAUUUGGUUUCACUUCCAGCAGCACUGUUUCAGAGCUACCUAAUGAUUAAUUUACUUCCAGUGCACCAUCAGUUGAUAUUUUCAUUUGUACACCUUCAAUGUCUCUUUACUCCUCUUCUUUAACAAGUGUGGUGUCUUUAUUUAGCCCUGAUACGGGCACAUGCUAACUUGGAAAAAGUUAAACAGGCCUCAAAACUUAUGAAGACAUGACCUUUAUUCAUUUUAAGAGUACAGGUGUGAACAAUCUUGCUGUUUAAGAGCUGUUUCGUGAAUUUUUGAGAAAUUGUUGGUGAAUAAGUCCUAUCGCCUUUAGCACACCACAUGACGCUGGUGUCCUUUUGCCAGAGCUGUGACGGCCUGAUUAUCUUACACCACACAUCAGAACUGUUGUAUGUAGUUUAUAUAGCCUGAUGGGUAACUGAAUGAGAGUGUGGUGAUGUACAGCGUAGAUGCAGAGGUUCUCAUGUGUUAACCUUAAAAAUGGAUACAAAUCACAUACCUGUUACUGAUGGAGGUACGAACAACAGAAAAUAGGUCAGUCUUUGAUUUGACCUGAUUUGGUUUGAUCUAAUUACAAACAUACAAUAAAAACGGCCAUGCCGAAGUUCACGCCAAUACAAGCCAUGCAUGCCCCCUUUGCAUGUUGUUCAGUGAGUGACCUUGUUGGCUGUAUGGUUGAAAUGAGACCUUGCUUUUGUACAUGGCGGUUUCUGUGGGUUAGCUCGUGCAACCAUCAGCUUGCCCUUGUGCCCCCCUCCUCCCACUGUGUGUGCUGUGCGGCCAACCCCUCCUGCCCAGGGGCGAGGACAUAGCAAAGCCUGCUGGGAUGGAGGGGGUUAGCUGGCACUGUGCCACCUUCCCCUGGCUGCCUGGCCUUACUGGGGGCAAAGAGGGAGGCUGCUGUGUCUCAGAUUGAUGAGGACAGGUCUGUGGUCCGGGUAUAGAGUGUUGCAGAACAGACGUCCUGCUGGCACAUCCUGCCCUCUUUGCCGAGCGCCCCCCCAGCCCUCCGUACUCGCCUUAUCGGAACUCCUAAUUGUCCUUAUGAAUAUUUUAGAGGCAAGCAGGAAUGGGAGUUCAGGGUUGGGGGUAUGGUUUCAAGGGCCCUGACAGCUAAUGAUCCACUCAAUGACCAGAGAAAGAGAGAGAGAGAAAGGAGAGCGGGGAAAGAGAAAGGGGGAGAGAGCAGGGGUUGGGAUGGGGAGGGGGGACAGGUAAUGAAGAUGGUUGGAAAGAUUUUCAAUAAUUCGGAUGUUAAUGUGUGGUCUGGGUUGUGAGUAUUUUACCAUUUUAAUCCGUCUCAUCUCCUAUUCUUGAGGAGCGUGAACAGUAUGUUCUCAUUGUUUUUCAUUGAUGAUGCUGGUUACUUGAGUCCUGAGUUUUGUUGUUUAAUUCCCUCUUGUUGGUACUAAAAAUUAGGAGUUGACUGAUUGAGACAAAGAGAGUGAUUUUUUUGGUAUUGCACUGUGUAGACAGUCCCUCUGCAUUGAGUCCCAGGCUGCUGUGCUGAGUAGGGGUGGGAGACAAAAUCAAUACAGUGUAGUAUCGCGAUAUUUUGUCUGGUGAUAUAUCUUAUCUUCUCAUUAACCAAGUAUCGAUUUUUUCAAAUUAAUCAUUAAUAUGAAGUCAAAUCUAUGAUAAUGGAAAAAUAAAAUCAACUGUCUGUCCAGUGAAGUUGGCAGAGAUGACAUCAUAGAGCAGGAGAAAGUAAGUACAAAAAUAUACAUAUAAGAUUUGCAAGAUGUGCUACAUGAAAAUAAGAUACUGUGUAAAUUAGACAAAUAUAAAGGAAAGACAAAUGCUAAAUUAGCUAAACAGUUGAAAAAAUUAUAUAAAUCGCAAUAUAUUGUAUCGCACUGCUCGCUGUAUUGCCAAAUGUUAAAAACCGCAAUAAUAUUGUAUCGUGUAAUAUCGAUGUAUCGAUAAUAUCAUUUCAUGGGGCCACUAGGGAUUCCCACCCCUAGUGCUGAGCUCAGCAGCAAUUAACUUCCCACCCUAAAUGUGAGGUCAGAGUGAAAUGGCUGCUGUGUAAGUCGGUUAUUGCCAUUGUAGUAUCAGGUGGGGUUGAAUCCCAGAGUCCACAUUGUUUUUCAAACAGCCACAAUACAACAAUAUUCAAAUAAAGUCAGACAGUUGAGUUAAGUAGUUUCCCCCUCCCGCUGCUCUUCCUGUCCACUGAGUAACCAGACAAUGGGAGACGGCCAAAGGAAGGAUGUGAAUCCAGCCUCAUAUCCUGAUAUCAGUCUACAUGCUGAUGUGUAAUGGUCAACAGACUGAUUGAGAUAUGUCUGGGAAAUGCAGAUGAAAAGCCCCCCGACUCUGGAUAUGUGGCGGGAAAAUGGGGAGAAAAACUAGCUUCCUGUAUUACUGUAACCUACUGCUCAAUUAUGGCAAAAAGAGCCACCAAAAGAGACUUAUUCACCUCAAAUGAAGACUCCAGCACCACAAAGGAAUGUGGAAAUAUGGUAGUGAAAGUCUCAUAAGAAGUUAUAUAAGAGCAGAAAUAUUCCUUAGCAGAUAAAAGCCUUCCUAUCAGCCGCCUCACCACCAUGCUGAUUUCACACUCAAAGAAGCCCUUUGAUAAGCACAUUAGAUGGAACGGCCUGGACACAAUGGUGAUGUCAUGAGGAUUAGCACGCUACCUUGCUUAGUGUAGCGGCGGGCACAAGGGCUAAUUCACAGCACUGCAGGGCGAAAAGGCUAGAAGACCUGUCUGAUGUGAGGUAGCAACCAGUUAAAAUAUAGCUCCUGUGUACGAAGGUGAAAAUAGACACAACAUACAACAUGAAACAUUCAUGUUGGACUCCCCUUUUAGAACAUUUUGUGUGAUUUCCGACUCUCUGUUGCCAUAUCUCUACAAACUGUCUUGCUGUUGAGGGGCCAGUAAUCAGAGCUGUGGUGCUGCAGUCAGAGGUCAGGUGGUGCUCUGCCAAUAGUGAAAGCUACUGUAAGUGAACACGACUGUGUGAUUCAGGCACAAUGUUAGAGACUAUAGAAAACAGCCUCUUCAUGCCUUCCUUUCAGCCAUCUCCCCCACAAUUUUGAAGUUGAGCUUUUAUACUAAGCCUCUAUCCUUCUCCUUUCACCCUGCCGUCUUUUCACAUACUGUACUGUGUAAGACAUGAAUAAGUCAAAUGCAGAAAGCUCUCUUGACACAAGAGAGGGAGGACAUCAGAGUGAAAUUGUUUUCCAAGACUCACAGCUGCAGAGUAAAUUGCUUGGGCCCAUCUCACUGGAAGUACUCCUCAAGAAACAGGUGAUGUAGGUGGCUUAUGCAAUGGUUGGCUUUUAUUUUUAAUCCGUGAGUGUUUGCUUCAAUUUUGCAAUAAAAAUAGGUGAAUAUAAUGCUUGAGAAUAAACCUAAGGUCCAGGAUGAAGCAUUCCAGUAUGUGGGAAUUGUGUGUCUGUAGUUUUUUUUCUUUAUUGUAGUAUAACUUUAAAGGUUCUCACAUCAGACAGGUUUACAUCAAAUCUUUAGGGAAGAUAAAAUGAUUUGCCUUUCUCAAAACUACUCUAUGACAUUUAGCAUACGUCAGGAGAGACGGUAACUAUGCAGAAUUCUUCCCUGAGUCAUAGCUUGUUUAAUAGUUGGAGCUCAGGUAGGGACAAGGUUUUUCUCUUCAGGCUAAGGCAGCCUCAAGGCCUCUUGCAGUGGACGACUUUCAUGAAAGAAAAUACACGCACAUAUGCGCACAUGGACAAAAGUACCCAGUUGGUUUGACGUCAGUCUCAUUUUUAUUUGAAGAGUUGAAUAUCUAUCAAUACAGGUUUGGACUGCUGUGAGAAAAUAGCAGCUGGCCUUGUUCCCACUCAUCUUUGUGAGCCUCUCAGGGCCUUGUGAAUAGAUUACACAAGUUCCCUUGUCUAUACUCUCUGCAGCCCCCUCUUCGCAACAAACAGCCCAUAUCUCUCAUUUGAAAUGCUACUGAAAAUCCCACCGUCAGCUGUAUCCACGUCCAGCCAAAUCCAUUCCCCACAGAACCAUCCCCACAACUUGACCCGAGAUCCAAGAUGCAUUUGCAGAAAGAGUUUCCCUUUUUAAGCUUAUUUAUCGAUUUGUUUUCUUUUUGCAUCUCGAUGGUCUUGUUAGUUUUCCCCUUUUCUAGGUCAUAACACUGUAGAGUCCACUGCAGAAUUGACAUGGGGGAGCAAAGCUGAUCUGGGGUCGGGUGGCCUUCAGGGCUCCAUGUGGUCCCUUCUACGGCCAUGCCUGUGCACGGCUGCCUCUGAUUGGCCAGCACAGGGAGUCAGGUCUUGACAGGUGUUUGGAAGAGGGACACCUGUUUGGCCAUGUGCUGAUUUAGUGAUCCAUUUACAGAGAGCUGUAGGAAGCAUCUGCGGGAUGCUUAGGACAUGCCAAGUCAUUAAACAAAAUUACAGCCAAGCUUUUUAAUGUUGUACAACGCCACAGACGCCAAUCGACUCUCGCUGAUAGUUUGUCCACCUGUAGUAAAAAAAAAAAAAAGAUAACAUAAUCUGUCGUGAUUUAUUUCAUGUAUCACAAAGCAAAUCUCUGAGAGCUGCUUUCCGUUGUCUGCCGCUAUCUGGUUCUCUCUCACCCACUGGGCUGCCUCACCCCUCCCUAAAUGGCUUGGGCCAGUGGGUGCGGUGUGCUGAAGACUGGCCAGGCUUGUUGUGAAAGUAGAGCAGCCCUGCCCAGCUCGCGCACAGCCGUGCCCGACCAGUUCGACCAAUAUAUUCCCAUAAUAAGCAGGUUGGAACUUAAAUUUGCAGGUUGAGAUCAGAUCUUUGGCUCUUUGGUGGAGAAAGUGCAUAGUCUAACCCCAGUAAACACAGGCCUUUCAGGACCUUAACUAAAGAGGGUUCGUUCAGUAAACAGGAAAUGAACCAGCAAGGCGUUUUCUUAGAAUGAGAAGAAUGCCACUGCUCUGUACCACACCAAACAGUAAUCCAUCUGUGGUACAGUGCUGGCCAUUCAUUAUCCAAAGGACCUCUUUCUUUUUCUUGGCAUUGCAGACACUUAAGUUUGAAGACUUGUGGGUACUUUUCUGAACUUCCUUAUUUCUGUCUUAGUUGUGCAAAACGACACAUCUUAGUCUGUGCAAUUGCAAAUUAACAUUUUUCCGAAACAAAAAAUAAAAAGUAUUAUACGCACUUGAGAAACAAGUAUGCACAGAGAUAUGGUGGGCAUAGAGGGGGUUCAACAUCUGCUUAAAAGAUGCAUUGAUAUCAUUUUGGGGUGUCGAAAAGCCGUGGCCCAGGUUUUAGGAAAUAUAACUUACACUGAGGUUGUGGUAAGCAGCGCUGGGUUAGCCACAUUGUCUGCACAGACCGAAACAUACCGUCACAUCUCUGUCAGAGGAUGUAGCAGCUGUAGCACCCCCCUACACACACAUCCACCCCCACCUCUCACACACACAAAACACAACACUAACUCAACUUGCAAGCACUGCACGCCACACACACUGCCUCUCAUAUAGUUUCUCUUUCAGUCUGUCUUGUAGACACACAUUUUCCACUUUGUUGGGCACCGAAGAGCUGAAUCAAAAGAGUGAGGUCUCAUUAGUGUGUGUCGGUACCUCUCCACUCGCUCACACUCUGACCCCUGCAUCCACAGGAGUUUGUGACCUUUCGUGUAGACACGAGGCCUCGAAGGCUGCCCGCAGACAGGGCAGGGCGCUGCUGUGGGCCUGCUGUAGCCUGAUAGAGGAACCUUGAGAGCCACACAUAAAUCAUGUUUUGAUGUACACUGUCUUGAUAUCACAAGCUGUCACAUGCUGUCAGCACAUCUUGUUAACACCGCUAUUCAGAGCUGUAAUGAGGAGCAGAGAACAGCCUGCAUGAAACUGAGCAAAAGAGCACAGUGUUGCAUUUAUACGUUUAGCUGUACGGCACUUUCCCUCCCUCUGAAGUUCGAAUAGGCUUUUUAUUAAACCACAACUCCCUGCCUUAUGUACUUAUGAGCUCUUUGCUUUUACAAUAAUUGCUCAAUUUCAUGCUCAAAUAAGCAUCUUUGACCACAUUUGAUUAUCCGUUUUAUUCCCCACAUGCGUUCAUUUUGAUAAGAUCCCACAAGUGACAACCAUACUAAAUUGGGACAGUCUUAAAGUGCUCUGCUGUAUGAUCUUCUUAUGCGGGGGGUUUCUUCCAGCUGGGUGGCUUACGAUAGCUGAAAUAUAAUGAAAAAUGCAAACACACUCUCGCAGCAAAGGAAGGAAGGAGGCAGAGAAGAGGGGUGGAAAAAGAAGAGAGAAGGAGGGGGGAAGAAAGAAGGAUGCAAUGUGAUUUUUUUCUGAACACUUUUGAAGGUUGAAAGGAUAUCUAGUGACAUGUCAGCUUCCUGAAACUAAACUACGGUUUACUUCAGUUCAGCUCAGGAUCGGUGCAGCAACUUUUGUCCUGCAACUAAAGACACAAUCAGAGGACCAAACAUGCACUAAAUGCUUUUCACUGACAUUUAAGUCUGGUAGGAAUGUAUGUACUGGGUUACAAGAAGCACAAACACAGAGCUGCAUCUUGUAUUCUGUUUCUUUUCAACUGUGUAAUUUCCUUUCAGAAAUUGAGAAACAAAGGCCAUAAUGACUGUGCUAGUCCUGAUCCAGAUGACUGUUUUGGGCACAGCCCCCUCAUGGACGACCAUUACGGCAAACUAAGCGAAGAGAGUGAUUUAUUGUACAAGCGCUGUGGUGUAAGUACUUCCUUUGUCCCCUGCUGUUUUGUGUUGAUUUCUGUCUUUAUGUUGAUGUUCACUACAGGCGCUAAACAAGAAAGAACACAGAGGUUGUGAUAGCCCGGACCCCGAUGCCUCAUAUGUCCUCACUCCUCACACAGAAGAAAAGUAUAAAAAAAUUAAUGAGGAGUUUGAUAAUAUGAUGAGAAAUCAUAAAAUCGUAAGUACUGUAAAUGCAACACCUUUGCUUGGCUUUGUGGCACAAAGGAUUUUUACUCUUACUUUUAUUUAACUUUUCCCUCUUUCUGUUCCCCCUCCCAAAACCUCUGCCAACUUCUUUCUGAGCUAUACUCUAGCUAAAGAUUAAUACCCUCCUCACUGGGUGUGCAUAUGUUUCUUAUAUUGGAUUUUAAAACAGCUGGUAUUGAAGCACACUCUGAUAAGAUCACAUUUUGUGUGAAAAGGUGAAUUGUUGCAUGCAUCUGCUGGAUAGAUUCACCAAAGUCUCAUGUUAUCGCAAAUCAAACGGAUGUAGCUUUAAAACGAAUCAUAAUGAAUGUUAAAAACUCACUAAGAAGAUGUGAGUGUAAAGAAUUUCAGGAUCUGGGGAUUAAGUUUGUUUUUCACUUCUCAGACCUGUUUUUUAAUUUAUAAUUUAUUUCCUAGAUUAUUAAAGAUUCAUAUUCAUAAUUCUUUAUAAAUGUAAUGUUUGCAGUUACUCCUUUAAAACCCUUUACCUGUCUCUCGGCGCUUUCUUCAUAAGUCACAUUUUCUACCAAGUUCCAGCAGUCAAGUGUUUCCAGUGCUCACUAUCACCACACUAUCAUUAAGCAUCUUCCCUCUCCCUCAUCAAAUACCACACCGGCUCACCCUCCCAAUCCCACAAAUCUUUUGUGAUCUUAUCAUGCGUGACAAUAUUUGAAUUAUGCAAUAACAUAGUGCUUACUAAGCAGUUGUUUUUCUCUAUGUUCCUGACAUGAAGAGCAUCACUUUGCCAUUAACAAACUAAUGAUAACACCCGACUGGCUCACUGGAUAAUGCUAUGAUGAAGCGUUCUCACCGCCACUUGCCAUUUUCACUUACGCUUUGCACAGUCAGCACUCUGUAGGUAAAUGUAAGUGAGUCACGACUUCUGUAGUUGUGAAUCCCUGUUACCUCUCUCUGCUGUGCUGAGGAACACAUGACACAAUAUAGUUAUUCAAGGGAUGAAUAAAUUUCUUCCAGUGCUGACUGCUGCAAUGCCAAAGUGAUCACCUGAAUGCAUGUUUUUGGACUUUGUGUUUCCUGUGUUUUCUCUGUGUUGCAGUAGCAUUGAAGAUGUACAUGUUUUUUAUAUACAUAUAUGAUAGACGUAAGAUUGAACUUCUUUGCUGCAUAUUGUCACUCUGCUCUGAUGUAAGAUAGAUCAUUUUCUUACAUGUAUUUUCAAAUGAAGCAAAAGAGGAGUCUUUUAGUGUGCUCUGUCGUAUUAUUUUGUUGAUAUGUCUACUCAAUAAGUCAAACCCUCUUAUGAUACAGCCAUUAAAAACCACUGAGCCAGCACACCUUUACCAUUUGAGUCGGUUUGUGCGUGAUCAUCUGUGUGUUUGUCUCCUUCUUGUAGCCCACAGCAUUGCCUCAGCAGAACUUCUCCAUGCAUGUGGCAGUGCCUGUGUCCAAUCCCAAUGCCAUGUACCAGCAAGGAGGGCCUCUGGGCAGCCAGGCCCUGGCCUCAGCCGCAGCCUCCCUAAGUGACAGCGGGAUGCUGUCCCCUCCACAGGCCUCUCUGCACAGGAAUGUGGGCUCCAGUGGAGGCCCCCAGAGGCCCACCAAUGCGGGCAAUGCAGGUUAGUGGAGAACAACCAUCAACAAGUUAGCGCAAUUGAGGAUGAGACAGCAACUCUAGGGAAAUCCAUGUGGUAAUAUCAGUGUUUUAUUUAAAAAAUAGCUACUUGUUACAGUAGUAAUGGUGAGGCGAAUGGAUGUUAUUUGCCUAGCUUUACAUAAAAACAAGAAGAAAGGGAAAUGCUAGCCAUGUACGCAACAAAAAAGGUUCGAUAGGUUGAAUAACAGCAUUUCAAAAAAGUGAAAAGUUAGGUUUUAGAGUGCUCUGAUGGAUUUUAACUACACUUUAGCCUUGGGCUAAAAGGGCAUUGUGGGGUUUUGGGUAGACCCAGGUAAGCCGUCUUCCUCUAAAGCCUCUCUUCACGCCAACCUAUGAGCCUAAGAUCAAGCUGUCCUGAUCGAAACUCUGAAACUUGUUUUUUUGUGUUGUCUAUAUAUUUCACUCCCUCUUAUAUGAUCAUUAUCACACCAUUUAGUGUCUCAGCGGAGUGGAAGAAUGAUGUCAGGCUAUGCUAAGGCUGGUAGGAUGAGUCUGACUCAGUCAGUGCAGAUGGCUUUUGCAAAAGUCGGUUCCACUGCACACGAUAGAGGAACAGGCACAGAGGUGUGAAAUACCUCAUUCACUUUUCACCACGUUUCAGCAUUGGCUAACACCUUCUCAUUUGUAGGGGGUUUACUUCAUGUUUGUUUGUCACAAUAACUACUUCAUGAUCAUUUUGCCGGGAGGUGUAAGGCGUUGCUUUUUUUUUCUCGCAGACAUGCAGCACAGAGUGUUUUAGGCUCUGAUUUAAGUCGCUCUUGAAGAGACUGCUGAAAUAAUUAACAGGUGUAUUAUUUAUAAGUUAAUGAUAAACGUCUUUUUUCAAGUGCAGUUUAAAGGUUACGUUCAGCGACUCCAGCUUACCAAAUGUAACAAACGCACUAAACACAGCUUGAUUUUGCUCUCUUCAGUCAUAUAUUGGAUCCUCUCAUCACGAGGACACUAGCGGGAGCACAUGUCUUCCUUUCGUUUGCUGUGAAGAUCGAUCUCUGUGACAUUUUCAUGUCCGCACAGGCAUCCCCGUCACAUGUUCUGCUAGCUUGCAGAUGGAUGCAGAUGGUUAAUCAUAUCACUCUGUGCGUCUCAUUAGGUGGCAUACUGGAUACCACAGACCUUUCAAUGCCAAGUGUUGUGGGCUCCAGCCCAGUGGGUAAGUCCUCCCGGAGAGAUUCAUUAGCUCUCUGUAGCUCUGCCCAAUAGGCCUCCUGCUAAGCACGCAGCGCUGAAUAGUUGUGUAUCCAUCUGUGAUUGGUUCAAGACAGUGUCAUUAUCUUUGACUGAUGGUGCCUUUUAGCGACUUUAUUUUCGCAGCAUGUAAAGGAGUACAUGUUAUGCUUCUCUCAGCAGAGGAAAUGUAUGAUAUGCUUGUUUAAUGCAUGUUUGAAAAAUGGGAAAUGGCUAAGUAGCAUUCGCACAAUAUGGCGUUUGUGGUUGAAACCAGCCCUGGUUACUAGAAAAGCAAUUUAGCUGUCCAACUUGAGCAGAUGAAAACAUGCUGCCUGCUCUUUAGACUUGUCCUGUCCAUGCAGCACUCCUUCGCUCUGUUUUUUCCUCUCUAUUGACAGGUGCAUCUGUUUUCCUCCACUCCUCUAGCAGCCCUUAUAAGGCUGGAGAGGGUCUGUUAGAUGCCUAGACCAGCAUAACCCUGUAGGUAUUCAAGACAUGACAUCCCACUAAGUCCUCGGUACACAAUGAUCGAACAGCCUGUCAUGAUGGCAAUGUGCAGUGUGAGAGGCGGAGGCAGGUGGACUUUGACUCUGACUCUCUACUAGCUUGGCGCUUUUGAUAUAAAUUAGUACACAUCUGAUAUGAGAGGAUGUGGCUUUAAGCAAACAAUGAGACAUUUUGCUAAAUCCUGAUUGUGUCCUCUGGAGAUCACCUCACAGUCUUCCCUUGUAAAGAGAGAGCUAGGUAGGUUUUAAGUUCAGGGUGUGGCAAUGACUUGGAGUAGAGUGAGAAUCCUUUGCCAGGGGGGCGUCUGAGUUUGGCACACUGUGCACAUGCUGCAGCUGUUGUUUGUACCGAGUGUGUAGAACAGCAUAGACUAGAGGGUGGAGAACCGCUCCAGCCCUGCUGUCAGAUGACAAUUCCUGACAUAGCUCUGAUUUUUCACGAGUGGCAGCUAUGACCACAGCGAAAGCCUUUUCAAAGCGGCCAGAUGGAAGAUGUGCCGUGUGAUAUCUUCUCUCCUGCUCAGUGGCGUCACCAAAGAGGGUGAAAAAUACGUGCAUGUACACGGGGGGAGUUUUAUUCAUAAGGUGGUAAACAAACAACCUCUGUAGGACUUAUCUACUGGCAGAUCUACUCGUCUGACUUACUAUUGGCAAAUUUUUCUAACAUAAUUAUUUCUUUUUGUGCUUCUGAAGAAAGCCAUUUGUCUACCUUCAGAUCGUAGGUGUACAACUUGACUCCCCCAUCAAAACCCUCUCCCUUUAAUCUCAUUUUAUGCCUGUGGUGUGCAGCUCCCAACAACUUAUACAGUUUGACCUAAUUACGAGCUCUGGUUCUUGACGGAUGAACAUUAAGAAUGAAAGUUGUGGUGUACAGGAGGGACUUAAGAGGCCUACCUCCUUCUUAUGCAAUAUGACUGCAAGCUGUGCACAUCCCUUAUUAAUACUGGAGCAUUACAAGCUCUUAAAACAAAGUUACAAAGCAUGUUUGUAAAUACUCAGAGUUUGAGGAUGAUUAUGAUAGUUAUUCGUGCAAUAUAGAAAGAAACUGUAUUGUCAGAUUUUGUCGAGCUGUAAUCUUCAGGGCUGAAAUGUAAAUAUAGUGCAAGUGUUUCCGAUUUUUUUUUCUGUUACUGGCUAGGGGUGGGAGAAAAAAAUCAAUACAGCAUAGUAUUGCAAUAUUUUGUCUGGUGAUAUAGCGUAUCGUCUCUUACCAAAUAUAAAUUUUCCAAAUUAAUUGCUAAUAUGAAGUCAUAUGUAUGAUAAUGGAAAAAUAAAAUUAACUGUUUGUCCAGUGAGGUUGGCAGGGGUGACAGCAUAGAACAGGGGAAAGUUGGUACAACAAAUCUAUGUUUAAGGUUUGAAAGAUGUGCUACAUGGAAAAAAAAAAAAGCAUAAAUAAGACAAACGUAAAGGAAAGACAAAUGCCAAAUUAGCUAGACAGUUGAAAAAUUUUAUGAAUCGCAAUGUAUUGUAUCGCUAUACUCACUGUAUUGCAAAAUGUUAAAAAUAGCAGUAAUAUCGUAUCGUGGCCCAAGUAUCUUGAUAAUAUUGUAUCGUGGGGCCACUUGUGAUUCCCACCCCUGUUCCUGGCAUGAACACCUGAGACCAAAAGUAAGUCCAUUUUAAAAGAACCUUAUAUUAAAAAGCCUGACUUUAAAAAUGACAUAAAUGCGGUAACUACCGGUAGAAAAAGCUGUUUUUAUGAUAACUUAAUGGAGACGUGACUGUGAGUGACAGCUGGGUGCCACAAUAGGUGCCACCAUCUUCUCCAAAUGAUCACUUUGCCUCCAUAAAAACAAGAGAGUGUAGGCAAAACAUGCUAAACUUAAAUCUUCCCACAAGUAGCACAUACACCCACAUAAGACGUCAUGUCCACUCUUCAUGUACAUCCUUCAGUUUUUGUACAGGAAAAGGAAAGAGUGCAAGAACAAUCGUUCAACUCCUCUUUGCAUCCUGUCUGAUCCUAUUUUUAAUCAAACCCAACAACAGGAGUGCUUGUAGCGUCUAUUAUUAGAAACCUGUUCUUGGAGGCCUUGAUUCACAUCCACUAUAUCUUCUCGUUCAUAAGGACAUUUUGCUUUAACCUGACACAUGUGGGAUUUUGGGCAUAAUAAGUCACUGUGUUUUCUCUCCCUGAACUCAAAUGAAAACUGAAUGUUUCAGUUGUAAACACAAGGCCUUAUGUAAUGGCCCUCUCCCAGACCGUGUUAAUAAUUCAGGACAAUGAACUGAAACCAAACAGCUUUCAGCAUGCACAGGUUCCUGCCAGAGAGGAUUUAUUGGCACAACCAUUCCGUUAGAGAAGUCUGAAUAUGGGAUGAAGGCAGACAUCAGAGAGGCCUUUUGAAAUGUCCCUGCUCAAAGGCUUGGGUUAACUUGGAGUAGUUACAGUGGUUCAAAUAUGUCUUUGUGGUUAAAGUAUUUGGCAAUGACUUAAAAAGGUGUGAGAUAAGUCAGUCACAACCUGAGAGAUUUUCCAAAGAUAUGUAAAUCAGAUGUCUUAAUCCUUCUCAAAAUUAGCAAAUGAUGCAGCACCCCCGUCUGUCUGUCUGUAAGUGUCGGUCUGGAUUCGCACGAGCAUGUCAUACUGUUGUGUACACACAAUAUGUUAGUAUAAAGUUAAAACAUGAAAAGAAAUAGAAACGACCGAUAAAAGAAUGCACAGAAGAAAAUUGAAUGGCGUUUUUUUUUUUAGGAUUUCUCUGCUUUGUGUCUUUUCAGGGUUCACACUGCACACCUGAGCAGCUGUGUCCUCUGUCUUUUCAUUGUGGUGCUCAUGUUAACAGAUUGGAGCAGUCACACAGCUAGCAUGAACAAUAUGGCUCAGCUGUGGGUCAGGGGCUGCAGCAGCACCACAUUAUCAUCAACUCAACUUUGUUGUUCUGCAUUGCUUUCGUGGAAAAGAAAAUAUCAUCUCCUACAGCGUUGUUUUAGUGUCUACAGUGCUUAGCCUAAAUGAGUACACCCAACAGAGUUGUCAGAAAACCUUUAGUUUCCUUUCAACAUCAACACUUUCUGUGUCAGACUAUACAACAAAAUACUCCCCCAAAUGUAGGCCAUUGAUUGCAAACAAGUUUAUUUUUUCAAUUUGAAAUCAGGAUGCAAAAAUGAGUACACCCCAAUCAACGUUCUGGUAGCAAAGUUAAAUUUUAGUUACCAUAUCACCCUUAUUUUCAUCUUACGGUAAAUAAAAUGUUAUGUUGAAGCUCAGUCAUUAUUCAAAAACAGGCCACAUUAUGCUAAAAUUUACCAGUUUGAGGCCUUUUGAUGGUCACCUAGCUGGCAUGAUGUGUAAGAAAUAUGUUGAAAUGUACUCGUAGAAGUCAUUUGGUAUGUCAUCGCUUUUUCAGAUGUAAUAUUCAGUUCUAGUUUGUCUGCAACAGCCUUUAGAUAGCUCUUUCCAUGCAGUACUGCCACACUGCAUACCUCUACACAAAUAGUAUUUACUCCAACAUCAUAUUCCCACUCAAUGACGUCUUCACUGUUUUAAUCAGGUUUGCUAUUUUCAAGGCCUCGGACAUUGACUGUAAAUUCUGUAAACACUGUUUUCUUGCAGCGGCCAAGUCUCGUGUGAUCAAAGCCAAGAGCUGAUGGCGAUAGCUGCUUGUAUAUACUGUUGAUUCAGCUGUGUGAUACUAUUGUCGGCUUCAUAACUGUUUAUUUGACCGUGAAUUGUCGCUGUCCUUAUCUGUAGUCAGAAGGGCUAUUGUUCCAUUAUGUUCGCAUGGGCCUACUCAUUGUACACACACUUUGUGUUACACGGGGAUACACUAAACACAAUGGAGAAGUUAGCAACUUGUUGAAGUGUUAGUGAUCUGUUGAUGCAGUGCUAGAUACUAUUCAGUUGCUGUUGUUUUCAGGACUUAAACAUUUUAAGUGUGAAGGUACACUUUUCUUUCAGAUUCGUAUAAAGUCAAUGCAGUUUAAAACUCUGGUUGCAGAUUUACUUACUCAAGCUAUUACCCGUUUUUGUACGUGUUUGUACCAUCGUUUUUCCAACAACUGAACCUUUCUUCAUUUAUUUGAAAUUGUUUCGAGCUCAUAAACGAUCAUGAACACACAGAGGUACUUUUUUUGUUGUGCUGUUCAUAAAAUUAUAAUCAAUUUUGCAUAGGAGAUAUUGUAGUGUGGAUAAUACUAUACAAGGAAUCUAUGCAGAUGUUAAAGAUGUUUGAUGUCAAUAUGUGACACUGGUAAGUAUUUACAGAGACUCGCUUAUCAAAGGACCUUGCUCGCACCCUCUGAUGAAGUUAACACUCUGCAUGCAGGCGGUUAACCAGCUAAAGAGUGGGAAUGAGGGUGGGAGUUUCUGAAAUGAGUUUGUGGAGACUUCGUCAUUGUAAAAAGGAAGUGACAAACAACCCUACACAUAAAGGUGUGAAUGUUCAGAGGAGUGUCUAGCACUUUGUUAAUGUGUGUUUGCACUGGGUAAAAACAACAUGUAGACAUCUUUUAAUGUUUUUUUAUUCCGCUAUAAUGGCUUUAGCUAUUUCUUUUAAGCAGUCACAGUACAUUUGCCAGUGAACUGCUCCUCCUCCCAUGAUACAAACACUUGACUUUGAUCCAAUCAUUCACGAUAAAAAUAAAAGGCUCAUCAAUUUUGAAAUGGACAUUUUAUUUUUGUAAAUGUGCAGGAUAAUUAUCCAAGUCUAUUAAAAGUUCCCAGAGGGUUGGAAACACUUAGCGCUGCAUGCUGCAGCAGGAAAACAGCUCUGUGAGAGAGGACUGCUUGAUGACUGUGAGUGUUGUCAGUCACAGUCCAUGGUUUGAUGAUGUGUUUCUAUCACUGUGUACCUCUACAGGGAACGGUUUUGUUAACUCCAGGGGCUCUCCGGGCGUCCUCAGCACACCCAGCGGCAAUGGCCUGGGUAAAGUCAUGCCCACCAAGUCUCCGCCGCCCCCUGGAGGGAACAUGGGAAUGGGAAGCCGCAAGCCAGACCUAAGGGUUGUUAUCCCUCCAUCUAGCAAAGGGAUGAUGCCCCCACUGGUGAGUAAAAAGCACAUCACUGCACACAAGAAUCACCAGCUAAAGGACCUUCAAGUAUCUCUGCUGCAGGGAAGACAAACGCUCUGUUCAACUUCUCAAUCCAGACAUUCGUCGCUAAAUGUCUUGCAGGAUUUUGCCACAAAUUAUCACAUCAAUGUAGCAUCAUGUCGUGCCAGUGAGGUUUUCACCUCACCAAGGACUAUCUGCCAAGUGAGAAUCACGCACAGUAUACAGAGCACAGAGCUGAGCAGUUCCUCUUCUGCUCUGUUUUCCUCUGAUUCCCUCCAAUAAGUUGUGGAUGGUGCCAAGAAACUGUGGCCCAGGAGUCAUAACUCUCUCAGUUCCCAGCAUUUAAAUGACGAGUUCUUGCUGAUGAUAAUAGUGACUGUGCAAGGAGUUCUAACCUGAAGCACUUGAGGCUAAAAAGCAAUCCUCUGGUCAUAAAUCAACAUACCAAAAGCUUUGGGCAGGGGAUCGACUGACACUGACCAGCAAAUGUCAUAUUUCAAACUUUGCUUGUCGCUCCGAGCAACAGGAGCCACUCCAGGAAAAUGAUUGUGUUUGGUAAAUAAACCUCAGGUUACUGCGGGUGCUUGUCUUCUGCCCGGCUUCAUCCGGACCCCUAUUGCUGGGUUUUAUUGUCUGUAUGUUGGCAUGUCGGCAUGUGGAAUCGGUAGAACGCGGCAGGUUGCGUUGUAAAAGGUUCGGAAAAGGUUACGCCUCGGCUGGAGGUUGGUUCUAUUAGGUCUCAGCAUACAGAGGAUUUUCGAAAAGUAGAGGCUGUGGUGGGUGCAGGCUGUGGCAGGUCUGCAGACAGCCUGUCAUUAGGCCAUAAUGGUAUUAAAUUAAUCACAUCUCAGUGUGACAGAGUGUAGAUGAAGACUUAAUCAGGGGGCCAGGGUGUGAGCCAGAUAAUAUCUUGUCGCCCUUGUCGUGUCUUCCUGCCGCCAUUGAUUGAGUGUGGAUAUUAAGACAGACCCGGGCUGGUCACAGUGUGUCCCACAGCGCCAAAAAGACAGGAGAUGGGCCUCUGGUUCCCCUCUUAGUACAGGGUGGUUCUAAGUACCGUGCGGCUAUUUUUACAAGGAAACUCAUUAAUAAUUUUUGAUAGUUGAUUGUUUUUGUGUUUCAUUGGCUCUGCAUUUGCAGCCUUUAUGCUAAUAACUCCCAGGAUAUUUUUUUCCAGGAUCUGCCCCUUACUUUAACCAAAUUCAGGGGGAAUGAAAUUGCAAAGACUGCACAAGUCAUUCUUAUCUCAUAUUCCCUAUUGUCCUUUUUAUUGAAAAAUCCAAAUACCUGGCAUAUUCCAGAGCAAUUAUGAGCCGCUCUGCUUCUUUUCUGUAACUCUGCCUCUCUUCUUUUCUCCCGUUGAGGGCAGUCAGAGGAGGAGGAAAUGGAUUUGGUGAGUUUUGACAAAUGCCUGGGCAAAUGGCUGAAAUGUUAACACGCUUUCGGUAAUCGUACUUGCUCGAUGAAAAGCAGAGAUUUAACCGGAGAUUGGCUCUCAGAACUGUCUGCAAUAAUACAUAAAAAAUGUUUUGUCACUGCAUGUUUUGGGUUUGGCCUGUGAAAAUUGCCUCAGCCUGUUAAAAUUGCACAAUGUUAGUCAUAUACCACAAGGCAUGUGAGAGGGACAGAAAAAGCUUAAGCUAAGUGCAAACGACUAUUACAUUUUAAAAACUAAGAGAGCGUAGCCAUCGUCUGAAACGUUUCAGAGAGAAAAAGUUGAAAAAAUAUCAGAGAUUGACGUUAUUUCAAAGGGAGAGAGGAUUACAUCACCUCUAAUGAUAUCAUUCUGUGCGAUAGUUGGGUCUGGUGAAGUCAUCUGGCUGGAGAGUGUUGGAACAAUGCAAGGAAGCCAUCAACUACAUCAUGAUGCAAUGCUGCUUCUAACGUAGCCGCUGGCAGCUGUUAGUCACAUUAUAUUCAGAAGAUUUGUUAUAGUAUUGUUCUGAACUGCGUCUGCUUUUGAUUAGUGUAGCUGGAGUGUGUGCCUUUGUAGCUCUCACAGCGUAAUCUGUUGCAUGACCACACCAGAGCUGUGUAGGUGUGUUUGUGAAGACAGCAUGCCAGUCACUGCACUAAAAACCACUGGAGUCUUACUGUAGGUCACUUUAGGAUUUGAAACCUGUCAUCUAAAUGAUGUUUUUGCACCUUCUCAGUAAACAGUCAUUAAUUUGAUUGAAAACCCGUGUUUUUGUACAUUUGGAGUUAUAAUGAUAAAGUGGUGUACUGUCUUGAUAACUGUGUUUUUUUUCUCUCCUUUAACAAAGUAAAACCAUCAUGUAAAUUCUAGCAAGUCUGAUAAAUACUUUUUGUGACUGUAACUUUAUGUAGCUGUGUUUUUUAUCCACUUAAAAUCAAUAGCAGCUCACAUGAUUUCUUGCUAUUAGAAUCAGAAUCAACAUGUUUUUCAGCCUGUGAGAACCAUUUGGAAUAUAACUAGUUUGUCACAUAUAUUUAUCCUAUAUUUCUGUGAAGUAUAUUGAUUAUAUCCCCCAGAGAAAAGCAACAUGAAUUUUUGUCAUUUUUAUCCUCUUACUGCAGACAGUAAUUUGAAACAUGGACCACUGUACUGACUUUUACGAAGUUACACCACCAUCUAGUGGCGGCUUUUUCAAAUGAUAUGCAAAUCUCUGACUGCCACAUAAAAUGAAUCAAAGAUGCUCAAAUACAUCUCUCGUGAUCUCUAAAUCACAUAUUCAGUGAUAAGAAAUGCACUGACUGUAUCACAGAAGCACAAGAGCAUGAGUUUUAAACCUCCAUAGUUUGGGCUUUUGUAUUUUCUAUGGUUUGUUUUUGUGUGUUUUGCAGAACACUCAGAGGAUAAGCAGCUCCCAGUCCACCCAGCAGCUGGCUACUCCAGUUGUGUCUGUCACCACCCCUAGCUUACCCCCACAGGGCCUGGUCUACUCAGGCAUGCCCACCUCCUACAACCCUGCUGGUAAGUCUAGCCUUGUGACAAACAACAAACACCUCAAUCAUGACUGUUUGCACUACACACCGUUGGUUCCUGCUCUUUUUUCGGUAGCACACGGUGUUGUAACAGAAUUGCGAGUGAGUUCUCAGUGUGUGUGGCUGCUUUUGUUUUUGCAGAAUUUCCCCUGAGCAGUGCAGAGAUCUCAUCCCUGCAGGGCUUUAGCUCUCCCGGGCUCUCGCUGGGCUCCAUGUCGGCAUGGCAACAGCAUCAACUGGGCCAGGCAGCUCUUAAUUCUUUGGUGUGAGUAACACACUCCCAAACAAAGACACACUCUCCAGACGCCCUCACAUAAAAGCAACACCCACUGUGCUCUGUGAUAUCAUGCUGAAUCACACAUCUACAUGUUCCUGCCGUUGGUGCACUUCACAUUUGUAGCCUUGUUUUUUUUUCAGACUGAUCACAAAAUGUCAUGUUUUUAUCCUCUGCAGUGGUGGAGGUCACCUACCUCAGGGCUCCAACCUCUCCAUCAACACCAGCCAGAGCAUAAACAUCAAGUCUGAGCCUAUCUCGCCGCCGCGGGAGCGUGUCACCCCCUCCGGCUUCCCCCCUCAGCAGCCGCAGCAAGGGUCCAGCCGACAGGAAGUUCUGGGACGUUCACCUGCAGACAGCCUCAGCUCCUCCUGUAGCUCUUAUGACGGCAGUGAUCGCGAGGACCACCGGCCAGACUUCAACUCCCCGCUGGGGCUGGGCAGACCACCCGCUGGCUCAGAGGACAGGGAGAGUCCUUCGGUCAAGCGCUUGCGCAUGGACACGUGGGUGACAUAA
This is a messenger RNA of Xyrichtys novacula (pearly razorfish), 35599 nucleotides long. Lineage: Eukaryota; Metazoa; Chordata; Actinopteri; Labriformes; Labridae. The record is from the annotation of a GenBank genome assembly.